UGCGAGAAGAAACCGUCGCAGGCGAGAGAUUUUUUCAGUAAAUGGUAUUAAACUAACGGCGUUAGAUUGACUGUUACAAAUUCAUUACAGGAGGGAACUCCAAAAUAUUUUGACUAAAUUUUUCAAAAUAGGUUCCGAUUUCACGCUCUUUCAUCUUCCCUCCCACUUCACUUCCCCCAAAUUUAACAAAAGAAAGAGAGAGAGAAUAAAGAAAACCUAGCCCCUGCCUCGCCGUGGAGAUUCACUCACACCACGACGAGCUCAUUUAAUCGCGGCUUCGAUUUCGCUAUCGCUACGCCGCUGGGUUUUGAUGAUUACUACAUCGCGAAGACAUUAACCAUCGAGCGUGGUAAAUUCGAGGAUCAAGCGAACAGCAUCUUUCGGAAAUGGCGAAAGUAGUUGCUCCUGCUGCUUUCAGUAGCUCUCUUCAGAUGGGUGGAGGGUCCAAAGCUGCGCCAAAGGGUAAGAGGAAGACGCCCACUGAACUGAGGGGAGAACAAUUGCAGCGGACUAGUUUUGUGGACCAAGCUAAAGAAUCGUUUGAUGCAUUGCGCCCUUGCAAAAGUACUACUGAGAGAGAAAAUGGCCCCAAGAAACAAGAACUUUUGAAGAAUCCGAAAUACAUAGAGAUGCGUAUGGACGAACUAUAUCCUGUCAAAAAGGCUCGGCCUUGGAUGCUCUCUGGCAAAGAAAACUCUAAGGAAAAUGGUGCGAAAGAGCAAUCCAGCAGUCUGGUCAAUGUUUCUUUCCUCUCAAAUGUCGUUGCCAUGAAAAGACAGCAACUUAUACGUGAGGACAAUAAUGAUUCUACUGAAGUUUCCAAUGGUACUAACGCCGAAGCAAGUCAAACAAUUGAGAGAUGUAGCAAGAGCAUCAUGUAUCGCAGUGUCACGGAACUUUCAACCAGGGGUGAAGAGUUCUCCUGCUUGCCAGAUAUUGAUAUGAACAAAGCACUGAAAGGACUUGCCACUUGUACACCAUUGCCGCUUCAUCCUGGUGACAUAACUGGGAAAACUGAUACUGCGUCAUUACGUGGAAAUUUCAUUUCUGAGUUCCAUGUUCCUGGGCAAAAUAUUCCUCUAGACCUUUCCUUGAAGACUUGUGCUCGACUUGUUUCCUCGUCUCCAUUAAAUUGGUUACAUAGGUCAAUCAUGGGUAGUACCUAUAAUGGUAUGCCACAGCUAAAGCCGCUGUCAUGUGAUGUGGUAAAUCAAAAUAACAGUAGUGGUUCUGGAUCAGCUGUGGUUUCCCAGGUGUUAAAUUCCAUGUCGCUACACUCAUGGAUUUAUCCCCAAUCCACCUUGCCUCCUUUUAUCAUUUCAGCAUUGGUAGCAUCUGGAACAGACAGAGGUGAAGUUGAUUUCCUUCAAAAGCGACAAUCGGCAUGGGAAGAUGCUUUUCGAAGUCUAUAUUUUAUGUUUCGGAAGAAUCUCUGCAAAAUAUUUUAUGUUUGUACUUCACAGUUUGUGGCAAUGUUCACUGAAAGCUGUGAGUCAGGGGGUGUCAAACGCUCAUGCAAUGCCUAUAUCACUCAGUCAACUAGAAGAUUGAGAGCCAUACUAAAAGACCUUGACAUAUGCUACACUAUGCCUCUUUGUAAAACUAAAAUUGAUGAGACCACUGUUGAAGAUCUUGCUGAACUCUCAGAGAUAGAGAAUCAUAAUCUUGGCCAGAUGCAGACUCGUCGUGUGCGGUCCGACUCAAACAUAGAUAAUACUCCAGAAUCUUUCUUGGCUUUUGAUGGAAAUGAGAGCGUUCAUGGAUUGUAUGAUCUGCUGUUAAAUUAUAGAUCUUCUUUGGGAUUUCUUCUCACCGCAGACGUUCCUGUAUUAUAUUCACCUGUACCAUUUCAGAAUGCUGCAGUGUCUUCUCCUGAGAUCAAGUGCACGGAGAUGGUAAGAACAGAGCAUACAAGUUGCUGCAUGGUCGAGAUCAAGGGUGAACAUCUUCCGCCGUGGAUUAUUAGCAAUAUAUGUGCAAAUGUGGGUGCUAAUGGACAAAACUUCGAAGCCAGCUUUGUGACCGAGCCAACCUCUGUUUGCUUAAACAUGGGUCUACCACAAAUCCCUGAGAAAACGGAGCCUGAGUCUCUAGUCAUGGAAGGCACAGGAGAAACAAACGAUGAUGCGUCUGGCAUUCCCGGUGCGGUGAUCUGUCCUCAGCUUCGAUCAGGCCAUCUAAAGAGCUUGAAGUAUUGCAACAAGUCUUACACUGUUUCACUUUCUCCCUCGUGAUCUGUAUUUGCUUUGAAUCCUCUCAUUUUCUAUGUUUUCGUCGUUGUAUGCAUGACCCCAACCAAAAUCAAAUUAUCAACCCAAUGUUAAAUUUUUAUUUUUGCAAUUUGGCUGGACAUAUUCGUAAACAUAUUUGAUGGCAAUGUAUAAGAAAACCGUUGGUUUGAUUGUUGAUUUUAUUUAUCCGUAUUCCAACAUAAGAGAAGUGACUUUGAUAUUGCCUUGAGGA
Messenger RNA from Thlaspi arvense, 2463 nucleotides. The record is from the annotation of a GenBank genome assembly. Lineage: Eukaryota; Viridiplantae; Streptophyta; Magnoliopsida; Brassicales; Brassicaceae.